AUGAACGACCUCCCGAUACGCUGCCUGCGCCGAUUGGCCAUGAGCGGCCGGCCGACGGUGACCAUGGCAGCCUCUGCGACGUCGUUCCUGGGCGCCCGGGCGGCGUCCACGUUCAAGCGCUUCCACCGGCCCAACAUGGAGCUGACCAAGUUUCCCGACGGCCACGGCGAGCAGAUCUGGAUCUUUGACAACAUUGCGACAAACCAGGUGGUGUACUCGCACACGCCUAUCUUGCGGAACAAUCGGGCCCUUCGGCAGCUGCCCUUCAACGGCAAGCAGACCAAGCCGGUCAAGCUUCGCAAAGACUACUGGCGGCCGCUCGCGCUGAUCCAGUUUGACGCCGGCGCCGGCGUUGUCGGCCGCUCCGUCUUCCAGAAGCUGCGCGAGUUCCGCCGCCUGCACGAGCUCUCGUGGGGCCACCAGGCCUCCGACCUCUACGCCAUGGACCGCAAGGCCCGCGGCGCUGCCCUCUGUGACCAGCGCGCCAACAGCAUCGCCGACAUGGCUGCCGUCCUCGCCGGCGCUGGCCACGGUAACCGCAUCCGGCUGUCGGCCGACAAGGACCAGGCUGCAGCCUCUACGGCGCCGGCCACCCUCACCGAGGCCACCGUUUUCUGGGCCAACGACGCCGACAUCCAGACCGCAGAGUCCUGGUCCAAAAACGUCGUCCACGUCGCCGGCAUCCCGACGCUGAAGGCGGCACCGGAAACGGUGGAAACAGCUUGA
Grosmannia clavigera kw1407 is the source of this 726-nucleotide messenger RNA. RefSeq lists its product as uncharacterized. Gene Ontology annotation, molecular function: DNA strand exchange activity; structural constituent of ribosome; single-stranded DNA binding. The record is from RefSeq and is a predicted model, not a curated record. The transcript has 2 exons. Gene Ontology annotation, cellular component: mitochondrial large ribosomal subunit; nucleus. Gene Ontology annotation, biological process: DNA recombination; positive regulation of mitochondrial DNA replication. Bases 1 to 726 code for a protein of 241 amino acids. Lineage: Eukaryota; Fungi; Ascomycota; Sordariomycetes; Ophiostomatales; Ophiostomataceae.